AUGGUGCCGGCGCCGACGGUGAGGACCCACGGUGGGGCGUUGGAUAUGCUCCUCGGCCGCGGGCCGCCGUUGCCGGCGGAGGAGACGACGAGGACGCCGGCCAUGGUGGCGCGGAAGGUGGCGACGGAGAGGGCGUCGAGGUGGUACGCCGGCACUGGCGAGGACGACCCCAACGACAUGGAGAGAAUGUCGACGCCGUCGGCCACGGCCCUGUCGAUCGCCGCCACGAUGUCAGAAACGAGGCAGCCGGCGGGCCAGCAGACCUUGUAG
Molecule: messenger RNA, 270 nt
Organism: Spirodela intermedia
Lineage: Eukaryota; Viridiplantae; Streptophyta; Magnoliopsida; Alismatales; Araceae
Source: the annotation of a GenBank genome assembly